This is a messenger RNA of Anopheles coluzzii, 642 nucleotides long. RefSeq names its product lysozyme c-1-like. Gene Ontology annotation, molecular function: lysozyme activity. The transcript is spliced from 3 exons. The coding region runs from base 151 to 585 and encodes 144 amino acids. NCBI's taxonomy places the organism in Eukaryota, Metazoa, Arthropoda, Insecta, Diptera, Culicidae. The record is from RefSeq and is a predicted model, not a curated record.
GACCCAAUAUAUGGUAACCGUUUUGCAUUUGCCAAACUGUGCAGAAACCUCCGACCGGAGAGUACACAGUGGCUCUUGCAUACAAAAUUAGACAUUUACGAAAAAGAUUUCAACAAGGGCAGUCCUUUGGGGCGUAUUUUUGGGGCCAAAAUGAAACUGUUUUUCGUAUCAGCCUUACUGCUGGCCGUUCUGGGCACGUGCAGUGGCAAAAUUUACAACCGCUGUGAGCUGGCAAGGCUUAUGGCAGCGAAUAGAUUUCCCAAGGAGCAGCUACCGGACUGGCUGUGUCUUGUAGAGUACGAGAGUGGAUUCAACACGACCGCGGUCAGAUCAGCUAAAAAGAAUCGCUCCAAGUAUUAUGGACUGUUUCAGCUUCAAAGCGCGUAUCAUUGCAACGAAUGGAUCGCUGGAAAUGAGUGCCAUUUGAAAUGCUCAAGUCUGGUUAAUGACGAUAUUUCGGAUGAUAUGCGAUGUGCGAGGAGUAUCUACCGCCGUAGCUUUUUCAAUUCCUGGGAAGGAUGGAGGAAUAACUGCCAAGGAAAGCAAUUGCCUGGCGUAGCCGAAUGCUUUGCAACUGGAAAAUGAUCAGAAAUAUCAUUAAACAAUGUUCUGCGAAUAAAAACGCGACAAUUUGAAACAGAA